Acanthochromis polyacanthus (spiny chromis) is the source of this 2027-nucleotide messenger RNA. It is a transcript of the gene slc7a11, whose product is annotated as solute carrier family 7 member 11. The record is from RefSeq and is a predicted model, not a curated record. The transcript has 12 exons. Gene Ontology annotation, cellular component: membrane. Gene Ontology annotation, biological process: amino acid transmembrane transport. Gene Ontology annotation, molecular function: L-amino acid transmembrane transporter activity. Bases 312 to 1814 code for a protein of 500 amino acids. Lineage: Eukaryota; Metazoa; Chordata; Actinopteri; Pomacentridae.
GAUAAACUAGGAGAAAAAAGGGAAAAGUUUGCUGACAUCAGAGAGGUGAAAAGCAGACACCCAGGGUUUAAUGGUGAGGGAUGAAUGAGCAGGGCAUGAAUGACAAUAAGAGAGAGAGAGAGAGAGAGAGAGAGAGAGAGAGAGAGAAUGAGGAGGGCUGUCCCCACUGAGUUUGUAACUUUGUCUAUCCUAGUCACAGACUGAGUAGACCCAAGCUCAACCUUAAGAGAGAUCACAGGUCUAUAACACUCCACUAGAAAGGAAAAGAAGCAAGAAAGCCUGUCUGUGUGUGUUAGGCAGGUGUUCAAAAGAUGACCAGAAGGUCUUCAUCUGCUCACAAUGAUGAGAAAGUGGCAGCAAAUGGACACAAAGCUUCACAAAAUGGGACUGAUCCAGUUACAAAACUGCAAGAUGAGGACAACAGAAAAGUGGAACUGGGGAAGAAGGUGACCCUGCUCCGAGGGAUCUCCAUCAUCAUCGGGACCAUCAUCGGGGCCGGGAUCUUCAUCUCGCCAAAGGGAAUCCUGAGGCACUCGGGCAGUAUUGGAAUGUCCCUGAUAGUAUGGAUCGCCUGUGGUGUGCUGUCACUCUUUGGAGCGCUGUCCUACGCUGAGCUGGGGACUAGUAUAAAGAAGUCUGGUGGACAUUACACAUAUAUAAUGGAAGCGUUUGGACCUCAGAUGGCCUUCGUGAGACUAUGGGCAGAUCUCAUUGCUAUAAGGCCUGCAGCAAUGGCAGUCCUUUCUCUGGCCUUUGGUCAGUACAUCCUGGAGCCUUUGUUCAUGCCAUGCGAUAUCCCUCCGAUUGCUGUCAAACUGGCCACUGCCAUCGGGAUAACUUCUGUUAUGUAUCUGAAUAGUGUCAGUGUGACGUGGACAGCCAGGAUUCAAAUACUCCUCACCUUCAGCAAGCUGCUGGCCAUCGCCAUCAUUAUUGUGCCUGGAAUGUACCAGCUCUUUAAAGGAGAGACCAGAAACUUUGAGAAUGCCUUUGAGCUGAGCAACGUGAAGCUGUCUGGUAUGCCGCUGGCCUUCUACUCUGGGAUGUAUGCAUACGCUGGGUGGUUCUACCUGAAUUUCGUGACAGAGGAGAUAGACAACCCUGAGAAGACUGUGCCAUUAGCGAUCUGUAUCUCCAUGGUAAUUGUGACUUCCUGCUAUGUGCUGACCAAUGUGGCAUACUACACUGUGAUGUCGGCUGAGGAGCUCCUGGCAUCAGAAGCUGUUGCUGUGACAUUUGCAGAGAAACUUCUAGGGAACUUCUCGAUUGCAGUGCCCGUGUUUGUCGCCUUGUCCUGCUACGGCUCCAUGAAUGGCAGCCUCUUUGCCUUGUCGAGAAUGUUUUUCGUAGCUUCACGUGAAGGACAGCUCCCUGAGGUUUUGUCUAUGAUCCACGUCCGCAGACACACUCCACUGCCUGCUGUCCUCAUACUGUACCCUAUGACCAUGCUGCAGCUGUUUGUUGGGGACAUCUACAGCCUGUUGAAUUUCAUGAGCUUCAUGCGGUGGCUGUUCAUCGGUGUGGUGGUGCUGGGUUUAAUUUACCUGCGAUAUAAAAAGCCUGACCUCCCCCGACCCUUUAAGGUCCCAAUAUUCAUCCCAGUGGUGUUCUGCCUCACAUGUUUCUUCAUGGUCUUCCUGUCUCUGUACUCUGACCCCAUCAACACAGGAAUUGGAUUUGCUAUUUCUCUCACUGGCAUCCCAGCAUAUUACAUCUUUAUUCACUUCAACCACAGACCAAAGUGGCUUCAACAGGUUCUAGAUUCCUUCAACAGAACCUUGCAGAUCAUCCUGGAAGUCGUCCCUGCUGACUAACAGCAGCACACAAACACAACAGCACGUCUUUGUUGCCUUCAAAUCAAAACCAUACUACGCACUGAGAUGAACUGUGACUCAGAAAGCAGACUGAUGUUUUGUCCUCAGAUAAACACAUUUCAUCUCAGUUCAGUUUUACAUGUCUGUGUGCUGAAUGUGAGCUUGUAUAAAGUGUUUCAUUAAAAAUUAGAGUUUUGUUAAAAAUAGUGAAAA